AAGUCAUAUUUCACAAAUGCAAUAUCACUUCAUGGCAAAAUACAGUAUAUCACAUUACAUAAUUGAUGAAACAGGUAGGCAGUUCUAAUCUGCCAGACAUCACGAUUGGUUUUAAUUUAAUUAAUUUAUCUGCUAUAGGUUAUUUAAAACCAUUUAAGUCAACAUGAAAUCACUCGUUUCAACCCCAUUUAUUUUCUUAAUGCAUUCUUGGUCUUAUUGUGCAUAAUUUAGUGCACAUUAAUUAAAAGUAAAGUAAAAAAAAAAAUCUUAAUCUCUGGUAUUUGAGGAAGAACGCUAUCUGUCAUUCUUGCUUAUGGGAACCACAGACAUUUUUGAGCCAGUUUAGUUAGAAAACAUUGCUACUUUUAGUUUCACACUAAACAGCCAAAUUUUAACCUCUUGAAACUGUCAGCAAACUCUGGCAUAAAACUCCUAUAUUUCAUAAUCCAAUCAAUGCCAAAAGUAUUUUUCAAAGUUUAUUGACUUAUUCAAAAAAUAUUGGAGUAGGUUUAACAAGAAAAUACUAUUUCAGUCUUUCCACUUCUAAAUUUUAUGUUUUAUUCAGUGUAUUAUUUGCCAUUUCUUUGUAAUUUUCAGUGAAAUUUACUAACAAUUUCUGAGUGAAAAUCGUAAGUAAAUCCUUUUUCAGUGUACAGGGUUAUGAAUGUCAUUUCAUGUUUACCUUUACAGAUGCAAUGUAGGUAAAGCGGCAAAAUGCAUGCAUAGCAAGGACAAAACAAUCUUCUGCAGCUGCAGCACAAGGGCAUCUGUGUUUGUAAUGCAGCGGGGGACUUUUUUCAAAGAGACAACAUCUGAUAACAUCUGCAGAGCCAGAGGCUCCCUCUUAUGAUUGAGUAGGGAGAGAGAGAUCAAGAAAGAAGAAAGGAAAGAUACACAGGAUGCAACACUGGGUGCUGAGAAACACAAGUGAACUAAAAGGACAAGUGAAGAGUUCAUAACCAAAGCUCCAGAUAACAAGUUCCACUGAUCGAUAGGAUAUUGUGAGGGUGGUACCAACCCAAAACAACCAGUAACCUACAAACUAGUUAUGCACCAUAUAUGCCACAUAAAGAGAAAGGGGCCGACAGACCAUCCAUCAUCCACUGAAGAGGAGGAGGAGGAGGAAACAGAAGAAAGACAAUUAAAUUAAGAAAGGGUGGAGGGUUGAAAAGAAAGAAAAGAGACGAAAAUAUAGAAUACAGACAGAGAAGAGGAAGAUCAAAUCUACAUUCGGACAAUAAAAGAUGGCUUAUUUGUUGGGGAAUGGGCUGCUUGUCCACAUUCACCUGCUCUUCUUGCUGUUGGCCACCGGGUCUCAUGUGCAACCUGUCCAUGGAGGUUUGAGGGCAGAGGGACUGGUUGAAGGCACCACAGAAGUGAUCAGUCACUCACAGGGGCUGGUGGCACGGCUGGAGGGCCUUCUGGUGCUGGGAAAUAACAGUGAUAUUUCCCUACGUGUGGAAACAGUGGAUGCGGAUGAGGUCAAGGUUAUCCAAGCCCACACGCUAGUGCUUUCACUGCAGAGCCGAGUGUUUGAGGAGAUGCUGAGAAACCGCAAUAGUAGCAUGCUAGUGCUGCGAGAAACAGCAGAAUGCACUGCCGUGUUCGAGAAAUUCAUCAGAUAUCUGUAUUGCGGUGAACUCACAUUGCAGUUAUACCAAGCCACACCACUGCACAGACUAGCUACAAAGUACGGCAUCUCCAGCCUCCAGCAAGGACUAACCCAGUACAUGAGCAAGAACCUGGCCUGUGAUUCUGUGGGCGGUUACGUAGUGGGCUGGUACCAGUAUGCCUUUUCGGUUGGUGACAUGACGCUGAGAGACAACUGCCUUCAGUUUUUAUCGUGGAAUCUGUCAUCGGUGCUGCAGAGUGCAGAAUGGCCGUCGGUUAGUGUUGACUUGCUAAUGACCCUCCUGCAGCGCUCCGAUUUAGUAUUGCAGAACGAGCUGGAAUUGUUUGAGGCGCUUGAAAUCUGGCUCACCCGGAACGACCCAGACACCCUGACAGCAGAGAACGCCCUUCGACUGGUGCGCUACGCCAUGAUCCCUCCACGCGAACUGUUUCGCUUGCAACGACAGUCGGCGAUCAUGACGCGCUACCACGACUCGGUGCGCGAUCUUCUCUACAUGUCGUACCAGUUCCAUUCAGCUUCACCGCUUCAGCUGGCCAAGUUCUUCGAUGUGAACUGCAGCCUCUUUGUGCCCCGCAACUAUCUCUCAUCCAUGUGGGGAUCUCAGUGGGUCAUAAGCAACCCGGCACGGGACGAUCGCAGCACUAGUUUCCAGACCCAGUUGGGUCCGAGUGGUUUUGACUCCAGUAAGCGGGUGACAUGGAACGCCCUGUUCUCGCCCCGCUGGCUCCCUCUCAGCAUGCGGCCCAUGUACACCGAGCAAGGUGCCAUGCAGCCACCGCGGCCCGAUGGAGGAAGCGCCAUCGCCCGGCCUCGUGUCAUCAUCACACCUGCUACUUCCAGUGCAGAUUUUGCAGGUGUCAGCUUCCAAAAGACUGUGCUCAUCUUGACAAAGCAGAAGAACAAGCUUGUGGUGCGGCAUAUCUUCGGUUUCCACCAAAGCACAGAGGAGGUGGGGGAUUUCCUGCUUGGCGAGGACCUGCAAUAUCGCACGUCUGAGUACCUGGUGGAUGGAUCGCUGUACUUGCACAUCAUUGUAAAGCCUAUCUACCAGACUCUUAUAGCAACCAAGAAAUAAUGUAACAAGUACACUAAAGUAGAAUACAUUUUAGAUUUUAGAAGGUCUAAAGUUUUAUUGAUGCAUGGAAAAAAAUGUUUAGGUCUAAUGUGAUUAACACUAAUAAAGUGCAUCUCCACUGGAAAAGAAGUGUUGAAAAACGAAAUGCGAUAAUCCACAUGUACAAAAUUUAAGGGAAAUUUCACACAGAAAUUAAAAUUCUGUCAUCAUUUACUCACCCUUG
This is a messenger RNA of Cyprinus carpio (common carp), 2931 nucleotides long. RefSeq names its product BTB domain containing 17a. Lineage: Eukaryota; Metazoa; Chordata; Actinopteri; Cypriniformes; Cyprinidae. Gene Ontology annotation, molecular function: protein binding. The record is from RefSeq and is a predicted model, not a curated record.